CUUCAGAUAUCUCUCUAUUUAAAGUUCAAAGAGACGCUGGAUAACAAUAAGGAAGAGGUAAGUGUGCCCCGCGGCGCCACUCCACAGCAGGAAGAAUGGCCGGGAAAGCGGAGUCCACGUUACAGCACUUUCUGGUCCCCAUUCUUCUCCUGAUCGGCUGGAUUGUGGGCUGCAUCAUAGUGAUUUAUGUUGUCUUCUCUUAGGCAGGCAAGAAGACCUCAGAUUGACAUCUUUUAGAAGACUUCAGAAAGAUGUGGAUGUGACUGAUUAAUAAAUGUGUCUCAUGU
Urocitellus parryii (Arctic ground squirrel) is the source of this 287-nucleotide messenger RNA. RefSeq names its product small transmembrane regulator of ion transport 1 (gene Strit1). NCBI's taxonomy places the organism in Eukaryota, Metazoa, Chordata, Mammalia, Rodentia, Sciuridae. Gene Ontology annotation, biological process: regulation of ATPase-coupled calcium transmembrane transporter activity; regulation of slow-twitch skeletal muscle fiber contraction. The record is from RefSeq and is a predicted model, not a curated record.